Molecule: messenger RNA, 1533 nt
Organism: Cladophialophora psammophila CBS 110553
Lineage: Eukaryota; Fungi; Ascomycota; Eurotiomycetes; Chaetothyriales; Herpotrichiellaceae
Product: hexokinase
Exons: 5
Coding region: 1-1533 (510 amino acids)
Biological process (GO): intracellular glucose homeostasis; glucose 6-phosphate metabolic process; glycolytic process
Cellular component (GO): mitochondrion; cytosol
Molecular function (GO): ATP binding; D-glucose binding; glucokinase activity
Source: RefSeq, a predicted model, not a curated record
AUGUCUGCUCACACUGAAAACUUACAAUUUUCUCGAGAGGAUGUCGAUUUCGAGAUCCCUCGGGGACUCCCAGAGAAGCUGGGAGAAGAACUUCGAAAGCUGGAACAGUUGUUUACUGUUGACACGGCCACGCUGAAGAAGAUCACGGAUAGGUUCGGCGAAGAGCUUGAUGAAGGUCUUCGAAAACACGGAUCCAAUGUUCCGAUGAAUAUUACCUGGGUUACUUCCUUCCCCACAGGGCAUGAAGCAGGCACAUAUCUCACGCUCGAUCUCGGUGGAACCAAUCUCCGCGUGUGCUUGAUCACACUCACCGGCACACCAGGAGGGUCUGAGAUCACACAGGAGAAAUACCAACUACCCCGAGAGAUCAAGACUGGCACGGCAGAUGAACUCUUCGACCACAUUGCCGACCGCCUCGGGAAUUUCGUGACAAAGCACGUAAAGGGCGAUGGAGCAAAGCAGAACGAUGGGAUGGUGCCACUGGGUUUCACGUUCAGCUACCCCGCUACUCAAGAGAGGAUUGAUCAUGGGGUUUUGCAGACCUGGACGAAGGGAUGGGAUGUCAAGGGAGUGGAAGGUAACGACGUUGGAAAGAUGUUGAGGGAAGCCAUGGAGAAAAGGGGCCUCCCUGUAAAGCUUGUCACUCUUAUAAACGACACAACUGGGGCGCUUAUCGCCUCCGCAUACAACGAUCCCGAAACAAUCGUUGGCGCGAUUUUCGGCACCGGUUGCAAUGCGGCAUAUAUGGAACGCCAAUCCCUUAUACCAAAACUUCAUGGAAAAAGUCCAUCUUCCAACGGCACCACAGCUACUUCCGGGACUGGCAGGGAGGAGAAAGGUGAUGCGCUAAUGGCCAUCAACUGUGAAUAUGGUGCCUUUGACAAUUCACACUCUAUCCUCCCAAGGACACGAUACGAUGAAUUAAUCGACCAACAAUCUCCGCGACCGGGAGAGCAGACAUUCGAGAAGAUGUCGGCCGGGCUCUACCUGGGAGAAAUAUUCCGACAGAUCCUCGUCGACCUGCACGCCAGAGGGGUGAUCUUCCAGGACUCAAAGCUCGACGACAAGCAGAAGGAAAUGCUGAACACCGCCUAUGCAAUCGAUACGGAAUUUCUAUCUAAUCUGGAGAACGACGCGUCGCCAUCCCUCUCCUCGUCGCUGCAUGCCUUCGAAUCCACGGUCGCAGGCUUGCAACCCACGCCGGCCGAACUAAUCUUCUUCCAGUCUCUUGCGAAGCUCAUCGCCAUCCGUGGCGCGAGGCUGUGCGCGUGCGGCGUGUCGGCGAUCUGUCGGAGGAUCGGGACACGGACGGGCCAUGUCGCUGCGGACGGGAGCGUGGCUAUCAAACACCCGCGGUUCAAGGAGCGAUGGGAAGAUACGGUCAGGGAGAUUCUGGACAUGAAGAUGGGUACCAAAGCGGCUGUUUCUGGAGGAGGAGGGUUGGAAGGCAUUAAACUGACGAGCGCAGAGGACGGGAGCGGUGUUGGAGCCGCUGUAGUCACAGCCCUGACUCUGGGGAGGGCAGGAAGGUGA